Sitophilus oryzae (rice weevil) is the source of this 474-nucleotide messenger RNA. RefSeq lists its product as uncharacterized. NCBI's taxonomy places the organism in Eukaryota, Metazoa, Arthropoda, Insecta, Coleoptera, Curculionidae. The coding region runs from base 1 to 474 and encodes 157 amino acids. The record is from RefSeq and is a predicted model, not a curated record. The transcript has a single exon.
AUGGCCGAGAAUGUACUUAUAACAAAAAUAACAAACUUAAUGCAGAUGUGUGUAGAUUGGAAUAAAAUACCUAAUGAAUGCAAGUUAGCCUAUAUCACUUCUAUAUAUAAAAAAAGGAAGAGAAAAGAUCCGAAUAACUACAGAGGUCUUAGUGUGAAUUGCACUUUCAGCGGACUUUUCACAAAAAUAAUUAGGAAUAAGUUAGAAAUAUCUACUUACAACAAAAUCAGUGAAGAGCAGAGUGGCUUUACUGCAGGGCGUUCAUAUAUAGAUAAUCUAUUUACUAUCCAACAACUGAUAGAAAAACGGAAUUCACGUGAAGAAGAUACGCAUCUAGCUUUUGUAGACCUUCAAAAAGCUUACGACUCCAUCCCCGGAGUUAAACUAUGGUACAUACUGGAACAACUUGAUGUGGAUGAAUGUCUCAUAAAUUUAAAUAAGGUGCUGUACAACAACAACACAGGUCUGAGGUAA